UUUUACAACAGCUGCUCGGGUAUGUGUUGGUGGCAUGAAUGAAAAAUUCGGUGGUACCUCUUGGGGUUGAGGUAGGGGUUGCAUUUCAUUCAUGAAUUUCUCGUUUAGUUAACUGGUUUUAGGGGUUGAAAAUCGAAAUGUCAUCCGAUUGUCAGUUAGUUAGAAACCCUAUUUCGACGAAAACGGAUCUCAUUAAAGUGAAGUGAAAAACGGGAAUAGAAAAUUUAAUAAUAAUUGCAGAAAAUAAAAUAUUAAAAAAAAUCAUGAUAAAAAGUGGAUAAUAUUCAGUGCAAUUAAAAAAUAAUUAAAAAAAUAUAAUAUCAAUUGGAAGUGAGAAAUUGGCGAUUUUAAAUUAAUAAUCAAAUAUGGUUGGAUUACUUAAUCCCAUUAAGUAUGGGGAAAAUUUUUAUGAUUUAUAUACAUUGAAUACGAGAAGGAAGCUGCAAAAUGAUCGCAAACCCUUGGGCAAACGUAAAAAUAAGGAUAAGAAAUCUCCCAUGGCCAUAUUGGAGGUGAAUCCAGAUUUGCGAAUUUUAAAUCAGCUAGAUCAACCGCUGCUUAAGGAACAGUUGUUACUGUGCCCUGCAUUUCCGGUGGCCCAUAUCGAGCUACAACCAAAUGCCUCACAGUUUGCUGUAUUUUCGGCCAUACGUUCGACGGUCUUGGAAGCCGAAACCAGACGUCUGCUUUUUUAUGAGUUGAGCGGCAAUGCAAGACAUUUGCCAAAUUUAAAUUCCUCAUAUUGUUUAUUGUGCGGAUCUUGUCUACUGAGUAAUCAAUCGGCAGAGUGCUCUUGCCAGGCACUUCAAGCUGGUGGUGGGGCAAAUGGUGCCGUGGUGGCUCAGGUGGCUGUUGCAGGAGUAGCUGGCGCGGGUGGAAAACGUUCCCGUCAAGAUUCAGCCAAUAGUGAUGUUGAAUCCGAAUCAGAGGAAUGUUUGGACAAAGAACCCAAAAUUGUCACCGUACCCUUGAUUGUGGGUGCCGGUUUGAGAAGUCUAUUCGAAUUGAUAUCCGAAGCUCGACACAUACAGCCGACAUUUUGUUCCAAGGCCCUUAAGGCUCUACUGGAUGUUAUCCAAGGCCAACAACCGGAAUCAUUUAAACAUGAACCCGAAGAACUGAUAAAUCCUUUGUAUGAUCUCCUCUUGGAUUUGGCCACAAUGAGCACAACCGAGAAUGGUGGCAGUGAGGCUGAUUGGUCAGCUGUGGCCUGUUCGGCCCUGAUUGGUUUGUGUAUUGCUCGUGGCGAUACAGGGAAAAUGUUGAAAGCCAUUGCGGCCUUGAUAAUGUCGCCCAGGCAUUUAUCGUUGCAACGCAUACAAAUGCCAGCGGUGUUGGGUAUGCUACAGCGCACAGUGAUCAGUGCAGCUCUGGCCAAACCCACCUGUCCGGAUUUCUAUACGAAAGGUGUGCCGCUCAACUCAAUCAUCAAUGAGUUCACAAUCAAGGCGCCUUUUGGUGGUUUUACUGAACCUUCUUUGGCCUCGGAUGGAACCUAUUUGUAUUUGCUCUUAGGUGGAGCUCUUCUGAAAAUUGGCACCGGUUACAAUGGUUCCUACAAGGGCCAUAUUUACAUGCAAAAUGAUGAAUUCACCAAAGAGAAAACAGGAUGGCUGGGCUAUAGUAAUGGUCAAUUGUAUUAUCGCCGCAACUCCAAACGCAAUGCCGACCAUUUGCAUUUGGUUAACACUGAGCUAUUGACCAUAAAGAGCAUGAAUCCGGUUAAUAUGUUGCCAAUUAGAGAGGGCUUCAAUUACACUCUGUUUACGGAUGAAGAUUCCCUCAAUGCCAUAUGUACCAAUCGCGAUGAUUCUCUGGUGGUACGACGCCUUAAUAUUGGCCAUCAAAAUCGCACCGCCGAUCGUGACAAUAGCCUACCCGUGGAGCUGCCUUUACAAUUGUCACGCAAACGUUUUCGCACCCUGGGCUAUGCCACCUUCGAGGAGGAAGUCUUAAAUCAAAAUCAAAUCCUUAAAAUACAGGCAUCCUACAACAUUUUCGAACCGAAAAUACCAAACGAUGUGGAUUUACAGGAAAUCGUCUGCGGCAAGGAGUUUGGUUUGGUCUGUGCCAACAAUGGCAAAGUCUACUACUAUGGCAAAUCGAGUGCCUUAGGUUUGAAAUCCGUGGGUCGUACACCUAUUAUGAAACUCACCGAAUUGAUUAUAUCGAAAAUAUCACGUAUUAUUCAUAUUGCUGUGGGCCAUGAUGGUAUCCAUGCCCUGCUGGUGAAUGAUGAUGGUACAGUAUAUUUUGCUGGCACCGCUCGGCGCGGUGAAGAUGGCGAUAUCUCGAAAAAUAGACGUCAACCCAAGGCAGUCAAACCAAAGAAGAUGACAAAAAUUGAGGGUCAUGUCAUUGUCCAGGCAGCCUGCAACAAUGGCACCUCGGCCUUUGUAACAAAGACUGGAAAGCUGAUUAUGUUCGGCAAGGAUACUGUACAUUGUGAUGCACAAGGUUUUGUAACAGACUUUGCCGAUCAGCAUAUACAAAAGGUGGCACUGGGCAAAGCCCAUUGUGUGGCCCUAAAUGCCAAGGGUCAGGUGUUUACGUUUGGCCUGAAUAAUAAGGGCCAGUGUGGUCAUGUUUAUAAUAAAUCAAAGGAGAGUAGUACAACUGGCAGUGGUGGUAGCACUGUUGAUGGAUCUGGUGGAGUUUCAUUGGCAUCUGGAGCAGCAAAAUCACAAAAUAUGAAAAAAUUGAAAUUUGAUUUUUCGAAUUUAUGUGAUUAUGAUGAUCACACUGUUGUCCAGGGCCAGUGUCGUGUAUGUGUGGUGUGUAAGGAGUGCACCGGGUUUUCCAUUUCGUGUGUAUCCUCCUUAAAUAUUCCCCUGGAGGAAAGAGUGGGCGGAGCGACCUGUGCAUGUGGUCAUGGUGAUGCUGGCUGUUCCAAAUGUGGUCUCUGUGCUUCCUGUAUUGCCGUACAGGAAUCUGAAAGUGUUUCAGAUACCAAGGAUACAAGUAAGCAAUUAAAUCGUCAACGUUCCAAGAGCCUGAUAAUGCGUCGCAAGGAUAAGAAGUCAAUGGAUGACACCAGCAGUCACACUGAAGAAAAUCCACCACGUGUUGCUCCCCUGGCACCACAACUUUUGCAAAUGCCCUCAACAUCUCCGGUGGUACAGGUGUCGUGUGGCCUACAUCAUACUGUUGUCCUUACGCUCUCUGGUGAGGUGUAUGCCUUUGGCAGCAAUCAAUUUGGUCAAUUGGGUACUGGUGAUAUGCAGCCUGCAACCGGACCUGUUCGAAUCAAUGUACCCGGAAAUGUUUGCCAAGUUGCAGCUGGCAGCAAUCACACUGUACUUCUGACCUACAAAGGACUGGUAUAUACUUUUGGUAAUUUCCAAAAAGGGCAAUUGGGAAGAUUGCCGCACGAUUUUCAACAAAAGGCUGGCGCUUCAAGGGACAGUGAUAAAUCGAAUAUCGGCCAAAAUUAUAGGGAAUCUUUUGUGAAUCAAGAUUCAUUGCCGGAAAAGCCGACGGUGGCCCAGAUGAUAUCGCAAAGGCAGAAGAUUCUGUGGCAUUGUACACCAGGAGUUGUGUUUGGCAUUGGGCCCAGCUUUGGCAAGAAGGCCACAUGGAUUGGAGCCAGUGGAGAUCAAACCUUUAUUAAAUUGGACGAAUCUUUAAUUACAACACAAAUGUUGCCAAAAAUGAAUGUGGCAGCCAAUAAGAAAACAAUUUUGAUGAUACCAACCAUACCCCUGACCUUUAGUGCCAUAUCGAUAAAUCGUCGCGAUGGCAACUGCACAGCCCAUUACCAUAACCAAGUGGAUUUUGCAAAAAUGGAACAUUCAAAUAAACCCAAAUUAGUGCCGGAGGUUAAUCAAAAUGUCGAUCAAAAUACCAUGGUACCAUUGGGUCCAACAUCAUCGUCGGGAAAUCCCAUCAAUGAACAAAUGUCGCGCAGCAUGCAUGAGGCAAGGAAUCAAAUGUUUGAUCUGCAAGACAACAAUCAUGUCCACAAUGCGUCGGGAAGUCAGCGUAAGGAACGUAAUAGAGAAUAUGCCAAGGGUUGUCUUAAGAGUCCAUCAUCGCCCAAAGCAGCUUCAUCAUCGGCUGCCACAAUUAAUGACAAAUCAUAUUCGAAAUUGGCCUUUGCAAUGGACCCCAUGUAUGACAUAUUGUGGGUGUACGAUUGCAAUCAAAAGAAGGUAUUGAGUUAUAAUGUCCUCGCCAGUGAGAUACAACAAACGGGAAUGAACUCUUCUAACUACAGAGCAUUGCUGACACCAGAACUAUCGAUGCCGAAUAAAUUUGACUCGAAAAUAUCUCGUUUGCAUGCCUCACUUAAUCUAUUGGCAUGCUUGGAUGUGCUGACCUCGGCCCAGGAUGUUAUACCUGCUUGUUUUGAGGACAUAUCUCCCAAGGAGGAUAAUCAGAGUAAAGAACUAAAGGAUAACCAAUAUCAAGUCUGUAAUCGUUUCGACAAUUUUGGUGGUGGCUGGGGAUAUUCUGGCCACAGUGUGGAAGCAAUACGUUUUUCGGCGGACACAGAUGUGAUGAUAUAUGGCUUUGGCAUGUUUGGUGGUCGAGGUGAAUAUUCAUGCAAGCUAAAACUCUAUGACAUGGGUUGCGAUGGUGGGGGCUAUGAAAAGGAAGGCACACUUAUUAGCGAAACUAAAGAAAUUCCCUUUGAAUGUCCUGCCCGCAGCAAAUACCACAUACUGCUACCCAAACCAGUUAGCAUAACUGCGGGGCGUUGGUAUCUGGUAUGGGCCCGCAUUGCCGGCCCAUCAUCUGACUGUGGUUCAUGUGGCCAGGCAACUGUGACAACAGAAGAUCAGGUGGUCUUCACCUUUAAAUCAUCCAAGAAGGCCAAUAACGGCACCGAUGUUAACUCUGGCCAAAUACCAGCUAUUCUAUAUCGUCUAAUAACCCAAGAAUCUAAACAACCACCGGCUCCAGUGGAUAUAGAUCCCGUUAAGAGGGUUACCAAAGAAUUUGCCAAUAGUGUAACCAAGGAGUGUUUUGAAAGUUUGGUAUUAAUGUUGAAUUGGUCAUGGGAAGCAUUCAAGGGUUAUCUGAGGGAACAGCGUGACAUGUCACAUCAGUUGCAGGUCAAACAAUCGCUGGAAUAUUUAAUACAUGUCAAUAAGUCGUGUUUGCGUUUGCUAAGGAAAUACACCAAUGAGAUAUAUCCCCAAUAUGGUACAUCCGAUGAAAUUGCUGAAUAUAUUUCAACUGCAUCCGGUCACAAGUCGUUGAACAAUCGUUCGGACAAGGAGGUGACAAAGUUUACCAAACCCUCAUCGACUUUAUUAACCAAAUAUUUCAAUGAUAAUGGCAGUGGAAGUGGAGGUGUUGGUGGUGGUGGUAAUCAAUCUCCAAUGAAAAAAUCGAAUAUGGAAAAUCUACAAUUGGCUGAAUGCAUUGGCAAUGUCCGGGCCAUGCUAAUUGGAAUAUUUUGCGAUGAUAUCUUCCAAGAUAUUAGCAGUGAUGAGGCCCUAUCCAUGGCCCUGGAAAUUUUGGAUGAGUGCCAUAUAAGUUUUGUGGCCUGUUUUGGGGUUUUCUAUCCCACCUCAACUUUGAAAUGGAAUUGUUUGUGUGAUUUGCUGUCGGAAAUGGAUAAACAAGGUACAUUGCAUUCCCGACUCUUGAGUGCCAUUCUGGCCGGCCUAUGCUCGCCCACGGUUAAGCUGCGUUCAACAUUUGCCCUGUUAAAUCAUGGCAAUGAACGUCAUUCGAUUGUAAGUCCAAGUGAUAAUUCUGGCCUACCAAUGCUCUCGUCAACGGACUCCCAUCAAUAUCCCAUACUGGUUGAGCAAAUGAUUUAUCGUACACAGCAGGAGAAAUGUGACUUCCUCAGCAAUUCAUGGACCUUUAAGGAUGUGCUAAUGCGUUUGCUGGAUAUUAUAGCCAAUCCCAUAAGGGAUCGUUUGGAAAAUAUCUACAAUAGGGGUGUCCAUUAUACAUAUUCCAGUAGCAGUUAUUGCAGCAAGGAUUUCAACCAGGGACUCAUUGAUAACUGUUGUCAUUUGUUGGCACGUGUUCUGGCGGAAAUUGUUUACCAAACAGCUAUUGGGGAUUACGACAAAAUGUUUGUGCCACCCAGGACGUUGCAUUCCUCUGGCUCUCGAUUUGCCCGUUGCGAUCAAAGUCGUACCUGGAAUACGGGAAGCUUUGGCCCUGAUGCUAUUGCCUUUUCUGUGGAUCGUAGUGGCAUUGCAAUAGCUGGCUGUAUGGUUUACACUGGGUCCGGUAGUUAUGAGUAUCAAUUGGAGCUGCUGUGUGAUACAUCAGGUGAUGUUGGACAACAACAGCCGUUGCAACAGCAACAACAUAAAUGGGAAACUUUGGAAUCGGUGUCGGGCACCUAUGAUCAGAGUGUGGUACAAAAUGAUAUGGCUGAGGUGAAAUUUGAAAGAUCGGUUUUGAUAAAGGAAAAUACCCGCUAUGCCUUGAGAUUUUGUUCCCAGGGCCAUCGCACUUGCUCCGGUGACGGUGGCUUGCCAUCGGUGCGUGGCCCCUGUGGCACCACAUUCCAGUUUUAUGCCUGUGACUUGAGUUUCAAUGGCACCAAUGCCCAUCGGGGUCAAAUACCCUGUAUUCUUUAUUACAGUACACCCAUUAAGUCGGAAUCAAAUGGUUGCAGUGGUGGCGCUUUUGGUUCCGGUGGAACUGGUGGUUCAGGCUCCAAUGAUGUUUCCUUAUCCAAUGAGACCACAAUGCGUGAUACUGCCCUACAAAUUGCCUCAGAUAUUACCAAGAAAUGUACAGAACUUUUGGUUCUAGCUCGAAAUACCCUGGCUGCAUCACUUUCGCCCUCGGACAAUUCCUCAAAUCAUUCACAGACCAUAGAUUCUGAACAUAAUAUAACACCAAUUGAAGAACAUAUGGAUAUAAAUUGGGCCAAUAACUCCAGGACCUCACAUUUGCCCGCUGAAGCAGGGGGUUUAUCGGCAGCUCGAGAUUUAUCCAAAAGAUUGGAAUCAUUUUCGAAGGGUAUCAUUGAGACAUUGAAGUUUGAAAAACGUUCCACCAAUCCAUUCGAAAUGGAAAUAGAAAUUGGAGCCACAGAAAUCCAUCCCAAGGAUUUGAUGAUUGAGGAAACUGCAGCCAUACAUGAUUUGAAUUUCCGCAAUGGUCAAAUUACCAAAUUCAAUGGCAAUGAAAGGGUGGGUGCCGAGGCGGUGGAAAAUUUAAUGGGAGUCUCGGGACAAUUCAAUCCCGUGGCAAUGGCUCGCGCCGAUUCGGAGGAGACACCAGGUCACAUGGCAGCCUCGAAUAUUUUGGAUGUUUUCAAUUUGGGCUCUUCCAACUUAUUCCACACCUUACUACCAUUGGUGUAUGCCCACAUUGCCAAUUUGGCUUGUAAUGAUGCCAAGAGUUCCGUACAAAUUUUGGGCUUGAUCAAGGAAAUAUUGCCCCACAUUGCAGCCCUAAAUCAAUUGAGUUCUAGCAGCAAGGAAACGACAGGCAUACAACCUAACCACUCCAGCCUGCCUCGUUUGCGUCCAUCUUUUGAAUUAUUCCACAAAAAAUUCGACACGGGCAAUGAGGCUUGCAGCAAUGCUUUGGUAACAGCCUCCACAUCCAAUCAAGCCAACCAUGAUAAUAGUCCCACAAAUGAUACACCCACUACCAGCAAUCACUAUUGUGUGGUUGAAAGUGAACAUCCCUAUAGAAGUGCUUCCAUCAAUUGCUAUCGGGUUGAAUUUCCACCCUGUGUCCAAUGGCUGACCAUUGAAUUUGAUCCUCAGUGUGGCACGGCACAAAUGGAAGAUUAUCUCUUGGUAUCGGUGCCCAUGAGACCAUUGGUGUUGGCCGAUAUGUGCCAUGCCAGCGAGGAUUAUUAUGACAUAUUGGAUAAUAACAUCAAAUCGAAUCGUUCGGGAAAUAAUGGGGGCCAUUGUAAGAAUGCAACCCUAUUGACAUCUUGUUAUAAGACACCCCUGCAAAAAGCUGAGUCGGUAGAGAUGAAAAAUGAAUCCGAUUGGUUUGUGGUAAAAAAGUUUAACAGCUCUUCUAAUUGGCUACAAAAUGUCAUGAUUCUACCGGGCAAUUGUGUUGAGUUUUCCUUGGAAACCUCAUCUUUAUAUGUUCAAGAUCCCCGGGUAAAUCGUUAUGGUUUUAAAUGUUUGGUCGUGGGUUAUGACAAUCCAGUGUUGUUAAGUAACAACAGCUCCUGCUUGGUGCGCAUUGAACAAGAACUAUCCUAUUUGGGUGGCAUGUGCAGCGGCAAUUUAAUGAAAAAGAACUUAAGUUUGCCAGAUGACAAAGAUGUUGAGGAUUUAUCAACAAUAAGUGAAACAAUUAGCACACAUUUUGCUUUGCUCUCAAAAGGCCUGGCCUUGGCAGAGCCUGACUUAACCAUACAUCAAGCUCUGGAAUCGUAUUUACCAAUUGGUUCUCAAUCGAAUGAGCGGCAAUUCUUGAAAGAUUUCAUUAGUGGAGCUCCUGGAUCGUCUGGAGCACGCCUGGCAGCAUGGUUGCAACCAGAACCGCGUCUGGACCCCAACAAAUGCGAGUUGAAUACAAUCACUGAACCGUUGCGUUAUGGUUGGCCCACACCAAUUACGGUAACCAUAAGGGAUCAAUAUGGGGAUGCUAUUGUGGUACCAGAAUUAAAGGUGGAAAUCAAGGCAAUACCCACUGGCUCUAUGGGAAAUGGCAAUGUGAAGUUGCGACGUGCUUCCCAGUCGGAUACAUAUUUCGGUGGUGUCGCUCCGCCGCCACGUCAGAAUUACGAACCCACCAUAAAGGAGAAAAUGUGCUUCAAGGCCAUUACCUUUAUGAAGCCAUACAACAAUUAUUCCUUUGAGGAGUUACGCUACAAUAGUCCCAUACAGACCAGAGUUACGGAGACCCUCUUUGCCCAAGAUAUGGAGGAUGGAACCUUCAGUGUCCACUGGACCCCGAAUGCUGUGGGAAGCUAUUGUCUAACCGUGAAUAUCGAUGGAAUUUUGUUGGAGGAAGUAUAUCGCGUCGAAGUCAAGGAGGGCAGUGUACCACCACCGGCCCACAAGCGUGUCAUGAAGAAUCAUCACACUCCAAAUAAGUUGAGGAAGUUCUAUACGGAAAAUACAGCUGGUUUGAGGAUACGCUCCCAUCCCACGCUGCAAUCGGAACAGGUGGGAGUGAUCAAACUGAAUGGCGUAAUCUCGUUUAUUGAUGAAAUCGAAAAUGAUGAUGGUGUGUGGUUACGGCUCUCCACGGAAUCCAUAAGGCAACACUGUGCCAUGGGUUGGUAUCCCACGGAGGCUUGGUGUUUGCAGUAUAAUCAACAUUUGGGUAAAACAUUACUGCAUCCCGUGGUGGAGAAUGCCACCUCAACAACAAGGGAGAGUAACACCAAUGACAUGAGUAUGGAGAGCCAGCCCAUGUCCCCAUUGCCGGCGGUGCCAGAUGUAGCCCGGAAUAGGCAACGUGACAUUUUGGAUAAUUUGGAACCGGUAAAUGCUACCUUGGAGUCGCCUUCGCCCAAUUCAAAGUCGGCGGAGGCAAAGAAGGUAUUUGAUUUUGCAACAAAUACUCCCAAAGCUGUGGAGUUUCCCCAUGUGUCCACCAAUCCCUUUAUUUGUGCCGAUACAGAAUCCAAGAAUUCGGCAAAUGAUCAGCAUCAGUUUGUCGGUGUGGUGGGUGAUGGGGAAAAAGAUGAUCCCUUUGCUGCUGGCAAUUCGGGCGCCACCAAUCCUAUUGGUUCAGCCAUUGCCGGGGUGGUUGGUGGAGGAGCCAUAAAACUGCAGGCCUUGCAGAAAUGGUUCAAGGGCGACAAUGAACCCAAUUCGGGUAGGGAUUACUCCUUUAAGCCCUCCGAUGUGGGAGAAAUAGCUUCGGUGUCGGUGAGGGAAUUGGUGCGGGUAAUGGGUGGUCAAGACAGUCGCAGCAAUGGAAAUGGCUCACAACGCUCCUGCAGCCCCAUUAAGCAGGCCACCGAGGAGGGAGGACGCUUGGCGGAGAAUAUGGAUAAUACCCUGGCCCAGGAUACUUCCAACAUGGAUGUGGGCAAUUUUGAUGUGGCUAAUAUGCGCAAGACCCAUUUUACCCCCAGCCAAACGGCGGCCUUGCUCAGCACCCCCAAACAUUCGCCACGGCGCGUUGGAGGUUCAAGGAAAUCGGCCACGUCUUUGGGAGCCUCAAGUUUGGCCAGUGAGACCGGAGGUUUGAAGGAAUCGGACAUCUCCAAUUUGGAAGAUGAAAUGAGUCUAAUGCAAAUUACCACCUCCUCGACCAGCAGUGGUGGCACGGUGGUGGUCCAGGAUCAAAUUGUUUUCGGAGAUGCCCGCAGUGCCCAACAGUCCACGGCAAGUACUGAGAACUCCAGUCCUCCAAUAUGGCCAGAAAGUGCCACACAAAAUGCUUUUUUCAAAUCCAUGCCCCAGGCAGCAGCCAAGAAAACCACCAUGGGUCCCAUAAAGAGGGCCAUGCCACCCUCAUUUGCGGAGAGUAUUCGAGCGGUGUUUGCAGCCUUCCUGUGGCAUGAGGGAAUUGUCCAUGACGCCAUGGCCUGUGCUAGUUUUUUGAAAUUCCAUCCAAAUUUACCCAAGGAGGGUACCACAGUGGUUACCCGGCGUGAUCAUGGCGAGGGAAGACAACAUUUGUCGAAGGAGCAAAAGGCCCAGCAAAGGCACUCCGUGGAGGUGGCCAAUGCCGGCAACUAUUUAAACAUACGACCCUCAACUUUGGAGACGCUCACCAAGACGGGGAAUUUCUCCGUCAAUAAUCGGAAAUAUCGCAAGGGAUUGUCGAAUGACUCCGGUGAAGCUGGCGAUGUGGGAGAGAAACAAAAACUACACUCUCUGCCCGAAGUGGUGACGGUGCUGCCACCAGCCUUGCGCAGCUUGGUCUACCUUUGGGAACACAUCUGCUCAAAUUGUGUGCACAUUGUCCAGUCGAAUUCCUUGAGUCAGGAGAAGUUUUCCAAUCGCGAGGGUAAUGGCGAGUCAAAGGAGAAACAAACUCCCAAGGACAAGGAGAGAGAGAAAAAGUCCAAGAAGAAAAAGGAUGAUGGUUCGUGGUGUGAGAUAUGUCAGGUAUUCCUACCCAUACCGGUCACCUAUCACAUGCGUAUCGUGCAUCCGGGUUGUGGAAAAUCGGCCAAGGGUAAGGGCUACAAUAGUGUGGGUAUUUUCUGUGAAGGCUGGGCUGGCAAUUGUGGCGAGGGAGGCAAAGGGGCGUCCAGCUGGUUCCUGAUGUGUGAUGCCUGCCGUGACAAGUAUAUUUCAACCAACAAGAACACCAACAACUUGAACAACACCAAUGCUGGAGGUCAGUGCAGCGAACUGAAUCUCUUUGGCAUUAAGACCACAACACUCAUUGCCAACUCGGAUAUAUACAACACAAUGCGGGAGAAUGCAACAUUUUUGUUGGAACUCUCAUCGAACAUUACGAACUUGCCAACGGAUUCGAGCAACGCUGCGACAAGUGGUUUGGGCAUUAGCAAGAGAUCACCCCAACAAAUGCCCGUGGUGGUGGAGCAUCAACAUUUCAACAUUAGCGAAAUGAAUAAACCCAGCACCAGUCGGGGAGAUGCGGCCCAGCAGCAGCGUCACAGUCGUGUGGGCCUGAGGAUUACCAAUAAAUUUGGAGGAAAUGUGUUGCUCCGCAAGAGUUUUACAGGAGGCUCCUGCUCUCCAGAGCAUCCCUGGUUGGCCCCAGAAACAUUUGCCUGUUUGGAAACUUUUGGUUCGGCAAAUAAGGAUGACUUGCCUUAUGAAAUAUUUGGCAUGGGACCAAAUGAUGGUGGUGGAUUCGAUAGGCCCCUCUCGGAGAUUUCCUAUGAAUCGGAUUUGCCAAAUUUCGAUCAACCAAAUCCCCCGAGUUGUAUGACUUCGAGCACGGGAACCCUAUCGAAAUUUCAUCGCAGCUAUUCCAUGGGCCAGGGAUGGGGUGCAGUGCAACAGCAGAGCGGUGGUGGUGGUGGCAAUGUUCGCGAGGAGCCCUACUAUCCGAAGGUGGUGUUUCGUAAACGUAAUUCCACCAUCGAUUCCGAUGGUUCUCUAUUGAUUUGCUAUCCAUCGGAGAAUUUGAGGCGUUUGGUGCCCGAUCAUGUGCUGACCGCCACCUCAGUGGUACUAAAAACCUCCUCUAAUCUCCCCGAGGCUGGGGGAGGAGAUCCACUGGCAAAUGAUUCGUCUAAGGAUUGUAAAUUUGAUUUUGAAAUUAGUAAACAACAAAAUCAAAGAAACAACUGCGACAAUGAAUCGAUGAAUCAGGUCAAUGCCCUGCUGCAGAGGCCAGCCAUGGCAUUUAUGACCCAGAAACAUGAUCUCAAGAAGUUACGGAGUGCCAUGAAAAGAAGUCUGCGCAUUGCCACCUGUCGUAAUUACUCACUGCAGGCAUUGAAUUGGCUAUUGCGUUCUGUAACACAAAGUGUGUGCUUGCAUGAUCUAAUGUGGUGGUUUGUGUCCUCGCUGAGUAUCACGGGGUCCGCCAGCUCUGAUCCCAUGGAUGGCAAAUUUGAUGAGUUAGAACCGGCAUUGGAACAUCCCGUGUCCUAUACCCAAAUAAGUGGCCGUUUGUCACACAUGAUUACCGAAAGUCUGCACACCUUCUUGCAAUCGGUGGCCGAUUUGACGCUCCACCUCCCACUAGGGUCGCCUCUGCAACGCAUUGCCAUACAAUGUUUUGGCAUACGUUUCCGUCAAACGGAUCAUCAAUUCUUGCAUAGCUCCCAUGUUUUUGGUAACAUCUCGAAAAUCCUCUCGAAAUCGGAUGAACAAAAUGAAUCGCCGGGUGUGUUUGGCAUGUCGGAGGAUGCGGAGAGCAAGGAGCUGCUGGGAAAGGACAUCUAUUCAAUACCCGAUGCAGGAGGGAAGAUUAUUUAUUACAGUGACUUAAACGGCCAUUUCGAUAUCACCGUCUCCUCACGCCAAGCCAUGGCGGAGUCUUUGACUGACAACUCCACGGAGACCUUUUGGGAGAGCGAUGAAGAGGAUCGCAACAAGAGUAAAAUUGUUGAAAUAUCCAUGAACAAGUUGACCUAUUGUUGUAAAAUGUUGCUCAUCCACAUCGACAAUAGUCGUGACAUCCAAAAUAAGGUAUCUUCGGUGGCCUUCUAUGGGGGCCAGUCCUUGGGCGAUACAAGUCUCAUUAAGAACGUGGAAGUUGAUGCCAAGGCCUGCACCUGGAUAUCGACAAAAAUCAACGAUGAUAAUUUUACUCACUUCCGUUUGGAGUUCACUGGACCGGAAAAUACUCUUCGAGUGCGGCAAAUAAAAAUUUUAGGUUUACCCGCUGCGAUGUGUGGUUCGGCGGAUCAGUUGACGAAUCCCUAUGAUUUGGCGGUGAAUAAUACGUCACAGGGUCAGGCAUUUAAAUACAACAUGAAAUUGACAAAUGCCGUGAGGAUACAGCAGCAAAUAUGCGAGGCGGAAACGUUGAGGGUGUUCCGUUUGAUAACGGGUCAAGUCUUUGGCAAGCUGAUCAGCCUUGAGCCGACCAGUGAUGAAAAUGGUGGGGUGCUGGGUAAAAGUCAUUCUCAAAAUGCCCUGGGCAUGGAUACCAGUGCCAAUUCCAUACUGGCAGAUUCGUUGGACUUGCGUGAACAUAUGGUCGGAAUAUUGUUCUCACGCAGCAAGCUAUCGCAUUUGCAAAAACAGGUGAUAGUACACAUAGUACAUGCUAUCAAGAAGGAGGCGCGAAGGGCUCGUGAAGAUUGGGAUGCGGUGAAUUUGGCAAAUUCUCUUCGUGAUCCCAAUGGCACAGGGUCAAAUGGCCAGGAGUCGAAAGGCGAUAGCAAUUCAGAACGUGGUGGACGUACCGCCGACACCUAUUGCUUUGAAAUGCUUAGCAUGGUAUUGGCUCUAUCUGGCAGCGUUGUGGGAAGGUCCUAUCUCUCACAUCAACAUGGUUUGAUAAAGGAUUUGUUGAGUCUGCUACAUACCGGAAGUGAUAGGGUACAGAGGCAAGUGACGGCAUUGUUAAGACGCAUCCUGCCGGAGAUAUCACCAGCCACAUUUGCUGAUAUUUUGGGAGUACAGCGAUUGCCACCAUCCGAUUACAAUAUUGCCCAUCAAAUUGCCAUUGAUUUUGAUAUGGAUAGCUUGGGUCUGUUGGAUAUAUUCCUGGCAGUUAUUGCCAAGUCUCUGCAGUUACAGGUUAAGGUGAAGAGUGCAGGAGGUAAAUCUAAUAUGGAGAAGACACCAGCAUUUGUACGUCUCUACAAUUCAUUGGAUUUGUCGGUGCAUCUUUUGAAGCCGGUGAAAAUGCAUAUGAGUGCGGAAAACAUCAAUGUCGAGGUGGAAGAUACCUUCUCUCGUCCGGAAUACAGUUUUGAAUAUGAACGGUCCAUGGAAAUGAAGGGGGUAAGGGGCCAUAACCGGGAGCUAAAAAGAGAAGCUCCCAAGAAUCUAAAUCAGCGAUGGUUCUUGAAUGGUGUCAUACCCACCAAACAGGCGGAAAGUAUUAUUGCCCUGAUAAGGGAUCUGGCAACGGGUAAAUUGGGUGAGAAAUGGUCCCAAAUGACCAAGGCCGCCAUUGCUGAGGCUGUUUUGAAUUUAACCCGCUUGGAUGAGAUCUUCCGUAGCCCUGAGAAUUGCGUGAAAACAGCCACCUUGUGGUUGGCCUUGGCCAGUUUAUGUGUUCUCGAUAACGAUCAUGUGGAAAAGUUAUCCUCUGGCCAAUGGACCAUAUCCGAUACCCGUCCCAUGUGUAGCAAUCAUGAUGAUGGUGAAACAUCCGCCAUUAUACAAUGUGAGAAUUGUGGUUCUCUGUGUGGAGACUGUGAUCGAUUUUUGCAUUUGAAUCGCAAGACAAGGACCCAUAAGAGGACGGUUUGCAAGGAAGAGGAGGAAGCCAUACGAGUGGAAUUACACGAAUCCUGUGGUCGCACCAAACUCUUUUGGCUUCUGGCCUUGGCCGAUUCAAAAACCCUCAAAGCCAUGGUGGAAUUCCGUGAUGGCAGCCAUACAAUUAUUUCGGGUGCCCAAGAUUCUGUGGGUCGUUGCCGUUUCUGUGGCAUAACUGGAAAUUCUGGUCUCUUGGAAAUUGGUAAUGUCUGUGCCGAUGCCCAGUGCCAGGAAUAUGCCUCCAAUUCAUGCAUGAAAACCAAACCCUGUGGUCAUGUCUGUGGCGGUGUGGUCAAUGAAAAGAAAUGUUUGCCAUGUCUGCAACAUGUCUGUCAUGCGCGGGAGAAUAACAUGGCAGAUGGUUUGAAUGAACCCAAGCUAACACAGGAUGCCGAUGAUAUGUGCAUGAUUUGUUUUGUCGAGGCGUUGGCUUGUGCUCCAUCUAUACAGCUUGAAUGUGGCCAUGUUUUCCAUUAUCACUGCUGCAAGGCUGUGUUGGAGAAACGUUGGAGUGGUCCACGUAUUACUUUCGGCUUUUCGCUGUGUCCUAUUUGUAAGGCUGAUAUUAAACACCCCAUGUUGGCGGAAAUAUUGGAACCCAUUAAUGCCCUUAAACAGGAUGUGAAACGCAAAGCCCAAAUGCGCAUCAAAUAUGAGGGCAUUGUUAAGGACACCGAAAAUCGUGACCUAACAAAUCUGGCCAUGGAACGGUAUGCCUACUAUGUCUGUUUUAAAUGUCAAAAGGCCUACUAUGGCGGCGAGGCCCGCUGUGAUGUGGAAAUUGGUGAGAAAUUCAAUCCUGAAGAAUUGGUAUGUGGCGGUUGCUCCGAUGUGGCACGAGCUCAAAUGUGUCCCAAACAUGGCACCGAUUUCCUGGAAUACAAAUGUCGUUAUUGCUGUUCGGUGGCGGUGUUCUUUUGUUUUGGAACCACACAUUUCUGUGAUACUUGCCAUGAUGAUUUCCAGAGACUUACAAAUAUUCCGAAAAAUAAGUUACCACAAUGCCCGGCCGGUCCCAAGGCCAAGCAGCUAAUGGGUGAAGAAUGUCCCCUGCAUGUUAUACAUCCACCCACCGGGGAGGAGUUUGCCUUAGGGUGUGGUGUUUGUCGUAAUGCCCAGACAUUUUAGCAUCACAUUGAUCAGCUAAUAGAUGAACGAGGGGAAAACAAUGGAGGCAAUCCCGUCAUGCCAGCUGGAGGUGGUGGUGAUGUCGGGGUGGGAAAUGAAGAGUUUAUCGAAGUGCAAUUGGAAGAAUUGGAUAAUCGUCAUUGUCUCCAGCUAGAAGAGGAGGCCAGUGAUGAUGACGACUAUGACUAGUCAUGAUUUACAUUUAAGACGAUAAAAUACAUAAUAAAUUAAAAAAAAAAUAAAUAUGUACUCAUAUAUAUUUACAUGAUACUCACUUAUAUGCAAUAUUAAUUGUAAUCCAUGAUAUAGACACACCAACACACACACACACUCCUUUAUAUAAUACGCACUGCAAUCACAGUGCAUACAAACAUAUUUCUCAAAGAGUAUGUUUUGUUUUAUAUUUAUUAUACAUAUAUAUUUUAAAUGCAGCAUUUUAUUCGAAAAUUAAAAUACAAUAUAUUCAAGCGGAAAAUAAAUCGAUUAUAAGAAUUUGAUGAUCAUUGAUCAAGAAAGAAA
Musca domestica (house fly) is the source of this 16376-nucleotide messenger RNA. It is a transcript of the gene hiw, whose product is annotated as E3 ubiquitin-protein ligase highwire. The transcript is spliced from 28 exons. Bases 366 to 15857 code for a protein of 5163 amino acids. NCBI's taxonomy places the organism in Eukaryota, Metazoa, Arthropoda, Insecta, Diptera, Muscidae. Gene Ontology annotation, cellular component: nucleus. The record is from RefSeq and is a predicted model, not a curated record.